Messenger RNA from Rattus norvegicus (Norway rat), 3256 nucleotides. It is a transcript of the gene Pgap1, whose product is annotated as post-GPI attachment to proteins inositol deacylase 1. The record is from RefSeq and is marked provisional. NCBI's taxonomy places the organism in Eukaryota, Metazoa, Chordata, Mammalia, Rodentia, Muridae. Gene Ontology annotation, cellular component: endoplasmic reticulum membrane. Gene Ontology annotation, molecular function: hydrolase activity, acting on ester bonds.
UAGAGGCGCUUGGCUGCACCAUGUUUCUCCACUCAGUCAACCUCUGGAACCUGGCGUUCUAUGUCUUCAUGGUGUUUCUGGCGACCCUGGGGCUGUGGGAUGUCUUCUUCGGCUUCGAGGAGAACAAGUGCAGCAUGAGCUACAUGUUCGAGUACCCCGAGUACCAGAAAAUAGAACUUCCAAAGAAACUGACAAAGCGUUAUCCAGCCUAUGAGUUAUAUCUUUAUGGAGAAGGAUCAUACGCUGAAGAACACAAAAUUCUCCCUUUGACAGGAAUUCCUGUUCUCUUUCUUCCUGGGAAUGCUGGAAGCUAUAAGCAAGUUCGUUCUAUCGGCUCUAUUGCGCUUAGGAAAGCAGAGGACAUCGAUUUCAAGUACCACUUCGACUUCUUCAGUGUCAACUUCAAUGAAGAACUGGUGGCAUUAUAUGGUGGAAGCCUUCAGAAGCAGACCAAGUUUGUACACGAAUGCAUUAAAGCAAUUCUCAAACUCUACAAGGGUCAAGAAUUUCCUCCCACAAGUGUGGCAAUAAUUGGUCACUCUAUGGGUGGUCUUGUUGCCAGAGCGUUGCUUACACUGAAAAAUUUUAAACAAGAUCUGAUCAAUCUUCUUGUUACACAAGCUACUCCUCAUGUGGCCCCUGUGAUGCCGUUAGAUCGUUUCAUUACGGAGUUUUAUAUGACUGUAAACAACUAUUGGAUUUUAAAUGCUCGGCACAUAAAUUUGACCACACUUUCUGUAGCUGGAGGCUUCCGGGAUUACCAAGUUCGUUCGGGACUGACUUUUUUACCGACAUUAAGCCAUCAUACCAGUGCCUUAUCUGUUGUGACCUCAGCAGUGCCUAAGACAUGGGUCUCAACAGAUCACCUCUCCAUCGUGUGGUGUAAACAGCUGCAGCUGACGACAAUUCGAGCGUUCUUUGAUCUUAUUGAUGCCGAUACCAAACAAAUAACUCAGAAGUCUAAGAAGAAAUUGUCUGUUCUGAAUCACCAUUUUAUAAGACACCCAGCUAAACAGUUUGAGGAAAAUCCGUCCAUAAUUUCUGACCUAACAGGGACAUCUAUGUGGGUUCCAGUAAAAGUGUCCAGAUGGUCCUAUGUGGCUUAUAAUGAAUCUGAUAAGAUUUACUUUGCAUUUCCUCUUGCAAAUCAUAGAAAGGUCUACACUCACGCCUACUGUCAGAGCACCAUGCUGGACACAAAUAGCUGGAUUUUUGGCUGCAUAAACAGCACUUCCAUGUGCCGGCAAGGGGUUGAUUUGUCCUGGAAAGCUGAACUGUUGCCAACAAUCAAGUCUCUGACGCUAAGACUUCAAGACUAUCCAUCCUUGUCGCAUAUUGUUGUCUACGUACCGUCUGUCCACGGAAGCAAGUUUGUUGUAGACUGUGAAUUCUUUAAGAAAGAAGCAAGAUCCAUACAGCUUCCCGUAACCCACCUAUUUUCUUUUGGAUUGUCUUCCAGGAAGGCCAUAAUAAACACGAGCGGCCGGUACUACAACAUAGAGCUGCUGAACUUGGGACAGAUAUACCAAGCUUUUAAAGUCAACGUGGUCAGCAAGUGCACUGGAGGCAAAGAAGAAAUAACUAGUAUCUAUAAACUUCAUAUUCCCUGGUCUUAUGAAGAUUCUCUAACCAUUGCACAGGUUCCAUCUUCCGUAGACAUUUCUCUGAAGCUUCAUGUUGCUCAGCCAGAAAAUGACAGCCAUGUGGCACUGUUAAAGAUGUACACAUCCUCAGACUGUCAGUAUGAGGUGACGAUCAAGACUUCCUUUCCACAAAUACUGGGACAGGUAGUUCGAUUUCAUGGUGGAGCUCUUCCUGCCUACGUCGUCUCUAGCAUCCUUCUGGCCUACGGAGGACAGUUAUACUCUCUCCUCUCAACAGGUUUUUGCUUAGAAUAUGGUACCAUGUUGGAUAAAGAAGCCAAACCAUACAAAGUUGACCCAUUCGUAAUUAUGAUUAAGUUUUUGUUGGGGUAUAAAUGGUUUAAGGAAUUAUGGGAUGCAGUGUUAUUACCGGAAUUAGAUGCCAUCGUUUUGACUAGUCAGAGUAUGUGUUUCCCUCUGGUGUCCCUGAUCCUCUUCCUGUUCGGAACGUGUACUGCGUACUGGAGUGGUCUGCUCUCUUCCGCAUCCGUACAGCUUCUUUCCUCAUUGUGGCUGGCUCUGAAAAGACCUGCUGAACUUCCUAAGGAUGUCAAAGUGAUGUCACCAGACCUGCCCGUUUUGACAGUUGUCUUCCUCAUAAUCAGCUGGACGACUUGCGGGGCACUUGCCAUACUUCUGUCUUACCUGUACUAUGUGUUUAAGGUUGUUCAUCUGCAAGCCAGCCUAACAACAUUUAAAAAUAAUCAGCCAGUGAAUCCCAAACACUCCAGAAGAAGUGAGAAAAAGUCCAACCACCAUAAAGAUUCUGCCAUACAGAAUCCCCGCUUAUCUGCUAAUGAUGCUGAAGACAGCCUUCGCAUGCACAGCACCGUGAUUAACUUGCUGACGUGGGUCGUGCUGCUCAGCAUGCCGUCCCUGAUCUACUGGUCAAAGAACCUUAGAUAUUACUUUAAACUUAAUCCUGACCCAUGCAAACCCCUGGCGUUCCUGCUUAUUCCAGCAAUAGCGGUUCUUGGAAACACUCACACAGUUUCAAUAAAGUCAAGUAAAUUGCUGAAGACCGCCUCCCAAUUCCCACUUCCUCUGGCUGUCGGCGUGAUCGCUUUUGGCUCCUCCCACUUAUACAGGGUCCCGUGUUUUGUGAUCAUUCCUCUUGUGUUCCACUCAUUAUGCAACUUCAUGUAGGACGCGCAAAGACGGAGAAGCGGCUCAUGCCUUUAGGACCAGUGACACAGUGAACACACAGCCCCAGCCAGGAACAGGGAGGUCCUCUGGAGAAGACAAGUCUAUUUUUGCAGUAUUGAAGAUAGGAAAUUAGUUUUGUACGUAAGGCGUGAGGGAGGUAGUCGGAGCAUGGUUCCAGUUCGUGGUGUAGCAUCUCUAUACUUGUCGUAUCUGAAAAAUUUGAAGGGACGUCGUGGCGUCUGUCUUAAGGACUCCUGUAUAUACCAACCAUCAGCCAUCCCAGAGACCUUCUAAAGACCUAUAGAUGCAGUGUUGCUUGCAGUCUAAGUGAAACUCCCGCUAGUUUCAUAAGACUUUCUUUAGAAAGUGAGUUUUAUAUUUGUUAUGAUUUACAUAUACAAAAUAAGUCUUAAGAGAUUGUUAAAAAAUGACAGUUGUUUUCUCAGAAGUAAAAUACUCGUGAAGGA